UGCUACUUUGGGAUGAAUAUUCAAUUCUCUUGACUGGUGUACUUUCAGAAUCUGGCGUGGCAUGUGUUAAUAAUACUCUGCAUUCAAAUCAGUGAGAUUUCUGCUAUAGAAAUCGAUGAUCUCAUACUGGAUUCAACUGAUCUACAUUCAAACGAGGAUCAGAUCCAAUCAUUAUGGGACCAGGAAGAUAUAAAGACAUCAAAUGAUAAACCAAACAAGGAAAACCUCUACUUUGAGUAUGGUCCAAACAAUAAUCGAAUACCAGAUUUUUGUAUAUGUAGAUCAGAAAUGUUCUCAAAAUUUUUGACUUGUACAUGUCAUGCUAGGUCUCAAAUGGAUCAUUGGCCUUUAGAAAACAUUCUGGAAUUUUUACCACACAAUAUUACCAGAAUUAUUUUACACAAUUUCAAUUUUGGAGUUUUGCAAAACAACUCUUUCAAACAUUUUUCUAGAUUGCAUGAUGUAUCGAUUUGGAUGAGUAAUCUAACUGCUAUUGAAGAAGAUGCUUUCCAACAUUUUGAUAAUAUGGAGAACGUUAGUAUAGCACUAUACGGAAAUGAUAUCAAGCAUAUAGAACCUGGUGCAUUCAGAUAUGGAAAUAGUAUAUGGAUGUUAAAUUUAAAUUAUAACUUCAACAUGGGACUUGAAAAUGCUAAAAGAAUUCUGAAUGACUUAAACGGCAAGAAAAUGGAUACACUCAAGAUGGAGGGGUGUGGCUUGGUGAUUGAUAAAAUUGACGGAGCAUUUUUCAAAUCAUUAAAAACAUCACAACUCGAGACGUUAAAUUUAGUUGGAAAUACUAUUGAGACUUUGGCUCCUGGUGCCUUUGAACCAAUCAAAUUGUUGAAAAAGUUGUGGAUUUCAAAUUUCAUGUAUGUAAGCACAUCAACUUUUGAUACUUUACAACACCUCACAGAAUUUA
Owenia fusiformis is the source of this 922-nucleotide messenger RNA. NCBI's taxonomy places the organism in Eukaryota, Metazoa, Annelida, Polychaeta, Sabellida, Oweniidae. The record is from the annotation of a GenBank genome assembly.